This is a messenger RNA of Athalia rosae (coleseed sawfly), 9678 nucleotides long. It is a transcript of the gene rhea, whose product is annotated as talin-1. The coding region runs from base 932 to 8830 and encodes 2632 amino acids. Gene Ontology annotation, molecular function: integrin binding; actin filament binding; structural constituent of cytoskeleton. The transcript is spliced from 16 exons. Gene Ontology annotation, biological process: cell-cell adhesion. Gene Ontology annotation, cellular component: focal adhesion; ruffle; plasma membrane. NCBI's taxonomy places the organism in Eukaryota, Metazoa, Arthropoda, Insecta, Hymenoptera, Athaliidae. The record is from RefSeq and is a predicted model, not a curated record.
AAGUGAUUCGAGAAAGAACACGACGAUCGGUACCUAAUUAUCAUGUUUUAAAAAUCGUCACGCGUUACUCCAUUUAUGUAAAAAGUGUAUCUGUAGUUUAUCUGGAUAAAGGUAGCUCAUUGCGUGACCGCGUAUAAUCGCAUGUGUGUGAAACGAAAGAAAAUAAAGAAAGAAGCCGAGAGAAUGAAAUAAAAUAAAAAGAAGAGAAUUGAAGUGAAACGGUGAAAUCGAACUGCGCUAAGUUCAGUGGGUGGCUAACAAUUCAACCAGUCGUGAUAAACAAACUAGAAUGAAACUAUCAAAUUUAACAUAAGAGCGCGAGGUUUAAAAUAAAAUUAUUGUUUUCAGAAAUCACAGGGAACAGAAGGUGGACAUUUAAUUACCAAAUGGAAAAAUUGUGAAGAGGAAACGUUGACAAAUCUACUCUAAAAUAAACUUCCUGUCAAGUGUUCUGGACGAGCUGAUACCCGGGGCGAACGGAGGACGCUUUUAGUUGGUUUUACUUGGCGCCUAUCGAACUUGGGAACGUUGGAAUUGAAACGAGUCGUGGUUAGUGUUGUCGUCGGGUGGUUUCUGGACGGCGAGUGACAAUUGAUUUGUUAAAGAUUGGCGCAUUUUUUUCUACGUGUGGAUACAUUAAGCGGAAAAAGACGACCCUUCACAUCGGUGGAGAGAAUAUGCACGUACAUUUAAACACACGUUGUACAGUUUGAACGCACACUGCAACUGCAGGGAUCUUGGAAAUAAGGAAAAGAGAUCGCAAGGAAAACCGAAAACGACCCGCCGAAGUAAAAACGAAAUAAUAAGGGAAAAUAGGAACAACGACAACGAAAUUCAACGGAAAUAAUUCGAACAUCUUUACACAUCGUUAUUGAGGUCGGUUGAUUCGGGAGGAUUUCGUGCACGCAGAAGAUCACCUUCGGCUGUCGCAAUGGCCACGCUAUCACUGCGAAUCUCCAUUCCGGAGAAAAAUGCAACAAAAAUGAUGCAGUUCGAUCCUACCACCUCAGUAUAUGACGCUUGUCGCGUUAUCAGAGAGAAAUUAACAGACGCCUCUGGCAUGGGACAGCCACACGAUUAUGGUCUCUUUUUGGCGGAUGAGGACAUAAAGAAGGGUGUGUGGCUUGAGCCAGGGCGGAACCUGGAUUAUUAUAUCCUGAGGAAUGGAGAUCUACUCGAAUAUCGUAGAAAGUUAAGAACACUGAGAGUGAGGAUGCUCGAUGGAACCUUGAAGACUCUGUUGGUCGACGAUAGCCAACCCGUCGCUAAUUUAAUGGUGGUUAUCUGCACGAAAAUCGGACUCACCAAUCACGACGAGUAUUCGCUCGUCAGAGAAUUACCGGACGAAGAAACGGAGAACGCAAAACCGGGAAACUUUGGUACACUGACUCUGAAGAGACGAAAAGAGGAGAAGGGAGAGAGGGAUGCAAAAAUGGACCAGCUCAGGAAAAAGCUCAAAACAGACGACGAAGUAAACUGGAUCGACCCGAGUCAGACCCUCAGAGAGCAAGGAAUCGACGAACAUGAAACUGUCCUACUCCGCAGAAAAUUCUUCUUUUCCGAUCAAAAUAUCGACAGCAGAGAUCCCGUUCAACUCUCCUUACUCUAUGUACAGGCGAGGGAUGCGAUUUUGGACGGAACUCAUCCUAUCAUACAGGAGAAAGCCUGCAUCUUCGCUGGUAUUCAAUGCCAGAUACAAUUCGGAGAUUAUAAGGAAGACAAACAUAAAACUGGAUUUCUCGAUCUGAAAGAAUUCCUGCCUCAGUCUUACGUUAAAGUGAAGGGAAUAGAGAAAAAGAUUUUUGCCGAACAUAAAAAACAUGCCGGAUUAUCCGAGCUGGACGCAAAGGUCUUGUACACGAAGACAGCGCGCUCCCUGAAUACCUACGGAGUCACCUUCUUCCUGGUCAAGGAAAAGAUGAAGGGGAAGAACAAACUAGUACCACGUCUUCUCGGUAUCACCAAAGAUUCAGUGCUACGUUUGGACGAAAGGACCAAAGAGAUUCUGAAGACCUGGCCUCUGACCACUGUGAGACGAUGGGGAGCUUCUCCUAAUACAUUCACAUUCGAUUUUGGCGAUUAUUCCGAUCAAUACUACAGCGUACAGACAACCGAGGCGGAGCAGAUCGUGCAGCUCAUCGCUGGGUACAUUGACAUUAUUAUGAAGAAACAGAAAUCCAAGGAUCACUUCGGAAUCGAAGGGGACGAAGGAUCAACCAUGGUGGAAGACAGCGUAUCACCUUUGCAAGCCACGAUUAUGCAGCACGAAACGAGUAGCGUCGGGAAGGGAAAUAUCGAAUCUGUGGCCUUACCUGUUGUCGUGAGAGCUGGAGGAGAUGGAGCUCGACCAUACGGAACUGGUCACAUGGGCAGUGCUCAACACUCGACGGUGUCAGGAUCAGCCAACGUUACUCAUGCCCCGCCAAUGAUUCAACAGACGAGAGUUACGUCCGUCAUGUCUGAGCCCCAACGUGCCUUGGUAUCUACGAUAAGUGAGGGUCAUCACAUCAUCAGGAUAGCGGAAAGCGAGCUCUCUUCCAAAGCUCAACUUCCGGAGCUCGGUACGGAUCCUGCAUCUUUGAAAUGGAUCGAACAAACAAUGGAUACCCACAAGCAAAAUGUGGGCUCGCAAAUCGCUGCGAUGAAUGCCGCUACUGCUCAAGUGGUUACCCUCACCUCCGGGCCUGCCGAUGAUGUGGAUCACACCGCUGUUGGUGCUGCGAUCACAACAAUCGCUAGCAAUUUACCAGAAAUGACGAAAGGCGUAAGAAUGAUCGCCGCUCUUCUUGACGACGAAUCUUCUGGAGACAGAUUGCUGGAUGCUGCGAGGAAACUUUGUCUGGCCUUUUCAGAUCUUCUGAAAGCUACCGAACCAGAAACUAAAGAGCCAAGGCAGAAUCUCCUCAAUGCUGCCUCUCGCGUUGGCGAAGCCUCUCAUCAAGUCCUGACAACAAUCGGAGAGGAAGACGAUUCGAACCGUGAAUUACAAGACAUGCUCCUCGCGCUCGCCAAAGCCGUGGCAAACACGACUGCGGCGUUGGUAGUGAAGGCUAAGAACAUAGCAACGACAUGCGAAGAUUCGGUGACACAGAACCGCGUGAUAUCGGCGGCGACUCAAUGCGCUUUGGCUACCUCUCAGCUUGUUGCGUGCGCGAAGGUUGUGGCACCUACUCUUCAUUCGCCCGCCUGCCAGACCCAGCUCAUGAACGCUGUUAGAGAAGUAACGAGAGCUGUCGAGGGGCUCGUUGAGGUAUGCAAUGAAACUUGCACGGACGAGAAUCUACUCAAAGAACUUAGCUCCGCUGCCGCCGAGGUCAGUAGGACCCUGAACGAACUUUUGAAUCGGAUACAAAGUGCCACACGGGCCGAAAAAGCUAAGGAAUCUGUCCAAGAAGGGGCCGUUGAAACGAUCUUUGUUGCAACCGAUAAACUCUUCGCCAGCACCGGAGAUGCCGGUGAAAUGGUACGCCAAGCAAAGGUAGUCGGUCAAGCGACCGCUCAGCUCAUUCACAGCAUCAAGGGCGAGGCUGAAAGUCAAACAGACGGGGAACAACAGCGUCGACUUUUGGCUGCGGCUAAAAUUCUUGCUGACGCCACUGCGAAAAUGGUAGAAGCUGCCAGGCAGUGCGCUAGCAGCCCCCAUGACGCCAAUAUGCAAGAUCAGCUACGCCGUGCCGCAGAGGAGCUCAGAGCUGCCACGACGGCAGCUGCGACACCGGGAUUACGUAGAAAAUUGAUCACCAGACUGGAAUCGUGUGCCAAACAAGCGGCCGCGAACGCAACACAGUGUAUUUCCGCAGCAUCGGGAGCUGCAAAACACAACACAAAUGCAGCAAGUCAGGAAGAACUCAACGCGGAAUGCAGAGCUGUAGCUCAGCAAGUUCCAAACCUUGUAGCUGGUGUUAAAGGCACUCUGGCACAACCCGACAACCCCACGGCUCAGCUCAACUUGAUAAAUGCUGCGGAGCAAUUCCUUCAGCCAGGAUCCAGUGUAAUCAAAGCUGCCAGAGCUGUGGUUCCCACAGUCUCUGACCAAGCUUCUGCUAUGCAGUUGAAUAACAGUUCGCAACAAUUGGGAUCUACAUUGUCAGAUCUUAGAUCGGCGGUAACACGCGCCAGAGAGGCGUGUGGCGGUCUGGAGCUCGACGCAGCUGAAGAAUUGAUAAACAGCUUGAAAGACGAACUUUAUGAAUUUUAUCAGGCAGUUGAAGCGGCCAGACUGCGGCCACUGCCUGGUGAGACUGCGGAGUCGACUGCGUUACAACUUGGGGCCUCGUCAAAGAACGUCGGGUUCGCCAUGGCUCAGCUGUUGUCCGCUGCAAAGCAGGGUAACGAGAACUACACCGGAAGUGCGGCGAGAGAAACCGCCACCGCACUCAAAGAACUCACCGGUGCAGUACGCGGAGUUGCCGCAACAUCUAAUCAACCUGAAACCCAGAAGAAGGUCUUGACCACAGCUGAUGACAUAAUUGUCAGGUCCUUGUAUCUCGUCAAGGAAGCCAGAAGGGCGUUGAACAAUCCCGACAACCCGGAGAACGUUGCGAACCUCGCCGCUGUUGCUAAGGACGUCUCGCAAUCGCUCAAUAAAUGCGUAUCCUGUCUUCCGGGACAAAGAGACGUCGACGACGCCAUACGAAACAUCGACGACAUGAGUCAAGUUCUCAACAUGAACGAAUUCCCACAAACUAACAAGAGCUACGGGCAACUGCAACAGAACUUGAAUACAGCCGCCGCGGACUUGAACGAUGCCUCGGCGAACGUUGUGUCGUCCGUGCGAUCGCCGGUUCAGUUAGCAAACACUUCCAAAGAAUUUACGAGCGCUUUUGGUGACCUGCUUGGUGUCAGCAUGGAAAUGGCUGGUCAAACAACGACCGAGACUCGAGGACAAAUGGUGGUCUCCCUGAAGAACGUCAGCAUGACUUCCAGCAAACUUUUGGUCACUGCUAAAUCGGUCGCGGCUGAUCCCAACGCUCCAAAUGCAAAGAAUCAACUCUCCGCCGCAGCCCGAGCUGUAACGGACUCCAUAAAUUAUCUCAUCGACGUCUGCACCUCUGCUGCACCUGGACAAAAUGAAUGCGACAACGCGAUAAGGAACAUACAAUCCAUGCGACCUCUUCUCGAUAAUCCAAGCGACCCGAUCUCUGAUGUUUCAUACUUCGAAUGCCUUGACACGGUAAUGGAGAAGAGCAAAAGCUUGGGCGAUGGAAUGACAGGCAUCGCAAAUCACGCGAAGAAAUCGGAACAUGAACAAUUUUCCGUUGCCGUCAGAGGAGUUUCUUCAUCUAUCUGUGGACUCGUUGAAGCUGCUGCACAAGCAGCUUAUUUGGCGGGAGUCAGCGACCCAACGUCGGUUGCUGGAAAACCGGGACUCGUUGAUCAAGCGCAGUUCUUCAGAGCUGCCCAAGCCAUUCAUACCGGAUGUCAGAAUCUCACGAACCCGACGAGCACUCCUCAGCAAGUUCUACACGCCGCUACAAUGAUUGCGAAACAUACGAGCGCUCUCUGUAACGCGUGUCGAGUGGCUUCCAGUAAAACUACCAACCCAGUUGCCAAAAGACAUUUCGUGCAGUCUGCCAAGGACGUUGCCAACUCAACGGGAAGUUUGGUCAAAGAAAUAAAGGCCCUGGACCAGGAUUGCUCCGAGGCAAAUAGAGAAAAAUGCUCCGAGGCUACGAGACCACUUCUCGAGGCUGUCGACAAUCUGUGCAACUUCGCCUCAUCCCCGGAAUUCGCCAGUCAACCAGCAAAGAUUUCGGUAGCUGCUCGCGCCGCUCAGGAACCCAUCACUAGUGCUGGAAAAUCAAUAAUCGAUGGAUCUUGCGCUAUGGUCCAAGCUGCAAAGAGUCUCGCCGUUAGUCCCAAAGAUCCACCGACCUGGCAGCUGCUCGCUAACCACAGUAAGAGCGUGAGCGACUCUAUCAAAUCAUUGGUGGCCUCGAUCCGAGACAAAGCUCCUGGCCAGAAGGAAUGCGACGCUGCGAUAGAGACCCUUUCGUCAAGAAUUCGCGAACUCGAUGCCGCGUCGCUCAGUGUCGUUUCUCAAGCACUCGUACCUCGUAAAGAAAACACCGUACAAGGAUUUACGGAUCAGAUGGAGAGCAGUGCGAGCGAACUCCGUGAAAAACUCGAACCCCUCAGAUCCGCUGCUAAAUACGGAGCGGAGCACGUUGGUCAUGCCGUCAGUCAGAUUGCCUUGUAUUCCGAACCACUCGUGACCGGAGCCAUCGGCGCAGCUUCGAAUAUGGUCCACUCUAAACAACAGAUGGUUCUUCUCGACCAAACCAAGACCGUGGCCGAGUCGACUUUGCAGUUGAUUUACGUAGCGAAAGAAUCCGGCGGUAAUCCCAAGGCCGUCAACCUGCACGCAGAAGUUGACGAGACGGUCGAAUCGACGAAGGACGCGCUCAGGGAACUGCAGAAUACUUUGGAGACGAUAUCCACCUCCAAUGGCAUCGUCACAGGCCUGAUCGACACCAUAUCCAGAGCUAUGGUGCGACUCGAAGACCACAGAAUGUCUACCAUCGAUACCGUCGACUCGUACGUUGAUUAUCAGACUCGAAUGGUUGAGGCCGCCAAGGAAAUCGCAAGAUUGGCACAGGAAAUGUCGACAAAAUCCAGCGUAGACGUAGCUCGCCUGGGUCCCCUGGCAGUAGACGUAUCCCACAAAUACACACAGCUGUCCCGCGACGCCUCCGGUGCAUCUGCAGCAACGACGAACGCCGACGUUUCUUUACGCCUCAGAACUGGUGUCCAAGAGCUGGGUCGGGCGUGUGCCGAUAUAGUGCGCGCUGCUGGAACAUGCCAAAUGGCCUCCGGCGACGCUUUUGCCCAACGUGAAGUCUCGGAACACAGCAAAAAUGUUACCGAAAAAGUUUCUCAGGUUCUCGCCGCCCUUCAGGCAGGCUCCCGUGGCACUCAGGCUUGCAUAAAUGCUGCGAGUACUGUCUCGGGAAUAAUCGGAGACUUGGACACCACGAUAAUGUUCGCGACAGCUGGAACUCUUCACGCAGAAAACGACAGCGAUAUAUUUGCUGACCAUCGCGAAAAUAUUCUAAAAACUGCCAAGGCUCUUGUCGAGGACACUAAAACUCUCGUAGCGGGUGCCGCUUCGUCUCAGGAACAGUUGGCCGUUGCUGCUCAAAACGCAGUUUCUACGAUCGUACAGCUCGCUGAAGUUGUUAAAUACGGAGCUGCAAGUUUGGGCAGUCACAAUCCAGAGGCCCAGGUCAUGCUGAUCAAUGCUGUGAAAGACGUGGCCUCCGCUCUUGGGGAUUUGAUUCAAGCAACAAAGACGGCGAGUGGAAAACCAAUCAAUGAUCCGAGCAUGGCGCAUCUCAAGGACUCCGCGAAGGUGAUGGUUACCAACGUUACUUCGCUAUUGAAGACAGUUAAAGCCGUCGAAGAUGAGCACACACGUGGAACCAGGGCUUUGGAAUCGACCAUCGAAGCUAUCGGACAAGAAAUACGAUCGCUGAAUACCCCCGAUGUCCAAAGAACCCCCGUGACACCCGAAGAUCUUGUACGGUGUACCAAAAAUAUCACGACAUCAACAGCAAAGGCAGUAGCUGCAGGAAAUAGCUGUAAACAAGACGACAUUAUAGCGGCAGCAAACAUGGGGAGAAAAGCCAUCAGCGAUAUGCUUUUGAUUUGUAAAAAUGCUGCCUAUCAUUGCGCAGAGACUGCAGAAUUGCGCGACAGAACUCUGAACGCUGGACACGACGUUGCCUUGAAUUAUAGAGAACUUCUACAAUCCAUAUUGCAAAUUUCGAUCCGACCAAGCGAUGCCAAACACCUACUUCCACCGAUUUCGAGAAAAAUCGCUCAGUCUGUUACGGAACUGGUAACAGUUGCGGAAUUAUUGAAAGGAAAUGAUUGGGUCGAUCCCGACGAUCCCACGGUCAUUGCAGAAAAUGAAUUACUCGGCGCUGCCGCCAGCAUAGAUGCAGCUGCCAAGAAACUGGCCAGUCUCCGUCCUAGGAGAAGCAUACAGGAGGCUAGCGAAGACAUGAACUUUGACGAGAUGAUCCUAGAGGCGGCAAAAUCUAUCGCUGCGGCAACAUCAGCCCUGAUAAAAGCAGCCAGUGCUGCCCAAAGAGAACUCAUAGCCACCGGUAAAGUUUCGCGAACACCUCUGACGAGCUCCGACGACGGUCAAUGGUCCGAAGGUCUGAUAUCCGCAGCAAGAUUGGUCGCGGCAGCGACGCACAGUCUUGUAGAAUCGGCAAACGCCCUGGUCCAAGGUGUUAGUUCGGAAGAAAAGUUGAUAUCGAGUGCUAAACAAGUGGCCAGUAGCACCGCGCAACUUUUGGUAGCGUGUAAGGUAAAGGCAGACCCCGACAGUGAAAGUACAAAGAGAUUACAGGCCGCUGGAAACGCGGUGAAACGAGCAACCGACAAUUUGGUAAGGGCCGCGCAGCAGGCGAUACAACAAGAGGAAGAUCGUUCGCUGGUUCUCAACAGAAAAAUGGUCGGAGGUAUCGCCCAGGAAAUAAACGCGAGAUCCGAAGUACUCCGUAUCGAGAGAGAGCUAGAAGAAGCACGAGGAAGGCUCACCGCCAUUCGUCAAGCCAAAUAUAAAAGCAAAGCUGAUACGUCUGACGACGCCGAGACAGACGCUGAUCAAAGUGGGUAUGAGAGUUACACCACUCGUUACGAAACAAGGGCUUAUGAGCCAAACCAUUCGAGAUCACCGAUUCAAUUGAUGAACAGUACGCUGGACGAUCUUCAACCUACAACGCAAUAUAUUAGUCAUAGGAAACUGACGGAGAGCAGCACAUCUGUGCAUGUUAAGAAAACGAUGACACGCCAGGUUUUGAAAUUUGAAAAUUAACUCUUAUCAGUUUCCAUUGUAUGUCUCCGUUGACGUUAAAAAGUAAUGAUUGUUUCUUCUUAUUUCUCUCAAAAAGAUGAAUAAAAAACACAAAGUGGCCAAUUAGUAAAGUGUCCUUAGAUAACGAGAAAAAGAAAAUAAGUGCUGUUCAAAAAUGCCUUUUAGGAACUAUAACAAUUCCUGCUUUACCUAGUAAAGUUUUUAGCAAGUUUUUUGUGUAUGAAAACUAAUGAUAACAGAUAGAAAUUGAAUAUGAUAUUAACUCUACCCUAUUUUAUUGAUAAUUAUUACAUCAUAGUUUAUUGUUUUUUUUUUUUAUCUCCAACUUCACCAAGUAAUUGUUCGCUUUGUUUUUCAAUGUUUUUUAUUUUGUUGAAGCGUGAUCGUAGCUUUAAUUAACAAAAAACAAAAAAAUAAUCUCAACGAAUAUUAGUAACGCUUUCCUACAAAUACACAACUACUUUAAAUUCUCAUUUACGAAUAAGCAUUUAUGUUAAUUUUAAGUUGAAUUAACAAGAGAAGUAACAUAUCAUUUAAUUAUAUUAAUUUUCUGCCUCCGGUUCGAUUCAAUUACUGAAUCGACGAGAGAGCCAAUUAUUAACAUGAUUUAAUUCUCGCACUUGAACUUUUUCAGCUCUAGAUUUCACAAUUUUUUUUUUACUUCAACUUAUUUUUCCCCCCUUAGUUAUACCUGUGGUUUUUUAUUCAUUAUGAGGAGUUUAAUAAUUACCUUCGCAUCUAAGUCUAACCAUACCAAAAAUUGAGUGUUUCAUUAAUUGAAAAAGUAAAAACGAAAAAAAAAAAUAAUACAUUCAUAUGGAAUUAAUAUUUAAGGUAUAAAAGUUAAU